Molecule: messenger RNA, 1743 nt
Organism: Camellia sinensis
Lineage: Eukaryota; Viridiplantae; Streptophyta; Magnoliopsida; Ericales; Theaceae
Source: RefSeq, a predicted model, not a curated record
ACCAAGAAGCCCAGAUCCCGGGUGACCGAAUCAAUUGGAAUAAAGGAGUAGCCGGUAUAAUUACCUCGGCUUAGUUUCGUGCAUUCUUUACUCUGUUAGUAAGCUUUGAACCGCACUAACCGUUGUCUUCUUUUCUUUAUGCAGAUUUGAACCAUCUAAAGUCGCUGUACAGUUACCCCAACCUUGACACACUCCGCGCCGCACUGAGAUAUCCUAAUUGAGGUUAGGCCGAACUACUCAACUUUGAGCCGACGUAUAGAUACAGCAGCAAGCGAAAGACCAAGGUGACAAACUUCUUGUUGGAGCCUUCGCCAGAACCAGAUCCAACCUUGCCUCAAAUCAACCUGAUCCUUUUAACUGUAGAACAAUAAAUGGCUAAGAAGAGAGCAGUGAGGGCCCUUAUUACCAAGACAAACCAACCCGAGGUACCACAAGCCAGUCAAACACAGCCGGCCAUGGUAGCCCUUCCAACCACUCAGCCGUCUUCAUCCCAGCCAAGCAAGCGUGCUUGGACUUCCACCACUGAGCCACGCCUUGUUGAUGAGGAUGGAAUAGUGCUUUCCCAAACCACGCCACCGAGCCCCCAGCCUGAGCGUUCUGACCGGGCUAGCUCUUCUGAAUGGGCACCGAAAUUAUUCUACCGCAACCGAGCCAUCAGAGACACAGAUUCAGUAGUGGCAGACAAAGACCACAAGCUCGCCUUCAACCUGGCUAAGAGCAUGUGCUUGCCCCCUAAUAUGGAACAUCAUGAACAUUUGGUCGAGCUAAAGGCCAUCCGGUCGGCGACGAAGUCAAUGGUGCUGAGGCCAUGUAGAAAAAUCACAUUGCGCAUAAGCGAGUGUUGGAACUUCGAAAGACCACACGGCAGGCCGUGGUUGAGGCCGAGGCAAAUCAGCUGAGCUAAAGGAGGCCAAGAAGAAAAUGGUCGAGUUGAACAUCGAGAUGGCCCGCCUGACUGGUCUUGUUAGCUCAGCUGAAGCAGAUAAGCAAAAAGUUGCAGCCGUACUGAAAGACAAAUAUCUGCGCGAGCUGGCCAAGCUCGAGGGAAAGAAGAAUGCUGAGAUAACCGAGAUGGAGAAGAAGGUGGAAGACGUGGAAGACCGCAGUUACAAAGAAGGUGAAGCCACGUAUAUCCUACAGUGCGAAGCUGCCAAGGAUAUAUUUUUCAAAUGUGGGUGGAAAGCAGUCGUGGCACAGCUCGGUCAUGGCCAGGAGACCGAGGUCUUCAAAAACCCUCCUCCACAUUUCAUACUGAGCUACAUGGUGGAGUAUGCAACUGCCAUUCAACAAAAAUUUCUUCAAGCUGAGGAAGACGAGGAAGAUCCUGCUCCUGAAGCCAACACCCAGCCCGGUCGUCAAUCUAUCUCUCCCACUCCAAUGGUCUCCAUCCCACCUUCAUUGGUUGCGACUAAUGUGGUGCCUUUAACCGAGCUUGACCAAGGUGUGCUUGCCACAAACGAGCUACCUUUAGGUGAAGCUCGGGUUGAUCUGGAUGCCGACCUGGAAGACCUGUUCUCCUGACUUUUCUUUUCCUUGUUUUAGAAAUGUUUGUAAUCGGGCUGAGGCCCCACCUCUUGUACUGUUGAUAAUUUUGAAUGAAAUCUUCUUUUGUUUCAACUAUUGCUUCGGUUUACUCUAUGCUUGCAUUUAUUUUCCAACUGUAAUCUGAAUGAAGUAUAACAUUUUCUGGCCGAGAUACCUAUCUCGUUCUUAACCUUGAGACCUAUCUGGUCAUACCUGCCA